AUGGCUCCUGUGCCAGGUUACUCAUAUCCAGGUAAUUACGGAGACAUUCCUACCGACCAGAGGGCGCACCCGAGUGGUAUUACUCCAGGUAGAUUGUCAUUGGAUACGAGACCUCGACUUCGCACUUCCUCUGGCAAUUCCGGAGGUAGACUUUCUAUUGACUUGAGUAGGAGUGAUGAUGCCACGAAGGGGAUCACACAGAGCAGAAACUCAUGUCGUAUUCCGAUGAGUCUAAUUCAGGAGAGCAACCAGGCAGUUGAUGAUAAGGCUGAUGACUAUCUGGUUGACCAUCCGGACGAGGACGAGGAUGAGGAUGCAAAUGAUGCUAAUGAUGACGACGAUGAUGGUCCAAAGCCUAGUGGAGGUACAACCACAAGUGAAAAAGGAAAAUGA
Molecule: messenger RNA, 393 nt
Organism: Arachis ipaensis
Lineage: Eukaryota; Viridiplantae; Streptophyta; Magnoliopsida; Fabales; Fabaceae
Source: RefSeq, a predicted model, not a curated record